AUGGUACCGCGCGUGUUUGUUUUACUGUUGUCAUCGUUUGGGUUUUUGGAAGUUUGGAGCCACGGUGGUCCGGUUUCUCUGGUCCAAAGCUUGGACGGCGAAUGGAAGUUGUGGAACUCCAACAAGUCGUUGUCUCUCCCCGCUCGGGUGCCGGGCUGUGUUCACACGGCGCUGCAGGAGCAAGGCUUCAUAAAGGACCCUUAUUUCCGCUUCAAUGACUUACUGUAUGAGUGGAUCUCUUUGGACAACUGGACCUAUGCGUCCACGUUUGCGGUCUCCAAGGAAGUAAGGUCCAAGCAGAAAGUUCUUCUGGUGUUGGAUGGCGUGGACACGGCGGCGUCCAUUUGGCUGAACGGCGUGUCAGUGGGGCACACAGACAACAUGUUCCGACAAUACGUAUUUCCCGUCCGAGAUCUCCUAACGGGCGAGGAGAACGUGCUAACAGUCCACUUCCUGUCGCCCGUCUUGUACGCCGCCCAGAAAAGGAAGGCUCACUCCGCCUACGCUGUUCCUCCCGAGUGUCCACCCGACGUUCAGAAGGGGCAGUGUCACGUCAAUUUCAUUAGGAAAGCACAGAGUUCGUUCAGUUGGGACUGGGGUCCGUCUUUUCCGGGAGCGGGGCUGUGGAAAGGUGUCCGGCUGGAGGCCUUUGACCUACUGCGCCUCGACCGCUUCGCCACUUUCCCUCUCUAUGACGCCAAACACUCGGCAUGGACGUUGGUUGUGGAAAUGCUCUUGGACACUCUUCAGCUCAUGAACGGUGUCCAAAUCACCCUGGACGUGCCAGAGCUGCUGUCCCGUGCCACGUUCUCUACAAACGUUCGCCAAGGCAACGCCAAGUACAGCUUUUCCCUUAGCAUCAAUGUGAGUAGUAAGGUGAAGCUCUGGUGGCCCAACGGUCUCGGCGGACAACCAUCCUACCGCCUCCUCAUCACAGUUUGCUCUGAGGAUGGGAAAUCGCUAUACAGCGUGCGCUCCAAGGUGUAUUUUCGCACCGUGGAGCUUGUCCAGGAGCCUAUCGUCGGCUCACCGGGUCUAAGUUUCUACUUCCGUAUCAACGGCAAGCCGGUUUUCCUCAAAGGCUCCAACUGGAUACCGGCGCAUUCCUUCCAGGACCGGGUCACGCCCGAUGCUUUGAGAGAAUUGCUACGGUCGGCGACGGACGCAAACAUGAACGUCCUCCGUGUUUGGGGCGGCGGUGUUUACGAGCGGGACGCCUUCUACGACACGUGCGAUGAGUUGGGUCUCAUGGUGUGGCAGGAUUUUAUGUUUGCAUGCGCCAUGUAUCCCACCGACGACGAUUUCCUACGCACCGUGAGGGAGGAGGUUUACCAACAGAUUUGGCGACUAAAGUCACACCCGUCGGUCAUCGUUUGGAGCGCGAACAAUGAAAACGAAGCAGCGCUGGCCACCGACUGGUUCCACAUACCCGGCUGGCGGCGAUCUAUCUACCUCAAAGACUAUGUAACGCUCUACGUGAACAACAUCAUGACGCUCGUCAAGCAGGAGGAUCCCAGUCGUCCGUUUUUGGCAUCCAGCCCGACGAACGGCGCCGAGUCAGAGCGGGAAGGCUACGUCGCUGACAACCCGUACGACCCGCGCUACGGUGACACGCACUUCUACAGCUACGAGGCCGACUGCUGGGACUGGCGCGCUUUCCCUCGCGCGCGAUUAGCGUCUGAGUACGGCUUCCAGUCAUGGCCGUCACUCGCCGCGCUCCUUCCGGUGUCCGUGGCAGAAGACCGUAGCUUCAACAGCCGCUUCGCCGACCACCGUCAGCAUCAUUUGGAUGGAAACCAGCAAAUGUUAAAGCAGGCGUCCAUUCACUUCCCCCUGCCCAACUCUAGCCAGCCCCUCACCCGCUUCACGCAUACACUCUACCUCACGCAGGUGACGCAAGCUCAGUGCGUGAAGACUCAGACGGAAUUUUACCGGCGUAGCCGCAGUGAGUUACUCGGUGGCCUCGGACACACCAUGGGUGCCCUCUACUGGCAACUCAACGAUAUCUGGCAGGGGCCCUCCUGGUCGUCCAUCGAAUUCGGCGGCAAGUGGAAGAUGCUGCAUUACUUUGCCGUGGACUUCUUUGCCGAUGUCUUGCCCGUCGCCUUUGAGGACGAUGGCGAGCUACUUAUAUACGCCAUUUCCGAUCUGAGCCAAGACCUCAAGCUCAACGUUGUGGUGUCCGUGUACAAAUGGAGCGACUUGGACCCGAUUUGCAUGCUGAGAUCCAAAUCGGCGGCAGUCCCAGGAGGAAGCGCUGUCCCUGUGUUCAAACGUUCCAUCGCCGUCCUGCUGGUGGGAUGUGGCAACUGCAGCCGCCUCAGCUGCUUGCUCGCCUUUCACUUGGAGGAUGAAAACGGUGCCCGGCACGGUCCAGUCAACCACCACUUCCUGUGCUCGCCCAAAGACGCCGUCGGGCUGCGACCGCCAAACAUCACCGCCAAAGUGCGCGAGAACGAGACAGAAUUGCUGGUGGAUGUCGAGUCACAGGCGAUAGCUCCUUUUGUGUGGCUGGAUGUGGGCGAUGUGGAGGGUCGCUUCGGCUCCAAUGGUUUCCUGAUGCUCUCCCGGAAGAAGACAGUGGCAUUCCACGCCAGGAGAAACACCAGCGUCACCCAACUCUCCAGGGCGCUCACAGUCAUAUCGUUGAGUGACCUUUACUUGCCAUAA
Molecule: messenger RNA, 2670 nt
Organism: Nerophis lumbriciformis (worm pipefish)
Lineage: Eukaryota; Metazoa; Chordata; Actinopteri; Syngnathiformes; Syngnathidae
Source: RefSeq, a predicted model, not a curated record